This is a messenger RNA of Zea mays, 1363 nucleotides long. RefSeq lists its product as uncharacterized. The record is from RefSeq and is a predicted model, not a curated record. Gene Ontology annotation, molecular function: FAD binding; deoxyribodipyrimidine photo-lyase activity; DNA binding. Gene Ontology annotation, cellular component: nucleus; cytoplasm. The coding region runs from base 56 to 1363 and encodes 435 amino acids. NCBI's taxonomy places the organism in Eukaryota, Viridiplantae, Streptophyta, Magnoliopsida, Poales, Poaceae. The transcript has 5 exons. Gene Ontology annotation, biological process: circadian regulation of gene expression; entrainment of circadian clock by photoperiod.
GCAGCGCCGGCUCCCUCAGCCGCGUCCCGCUCCCUCCGCAGCGCCGGCUCCCUCCAUGGCUGCGCGACGCGAGAUUGGCUCCCCUUCCCUUGCACACCCUGCCCUGAGAUCGCGCAGACCCGCCAAAUCGAGGAAUCCGCGCCCCAAAUCGAGGAAUCCGCCUCCGCUGUGGAAGGAGAUCGCCUCCGGCCCUCCGCUGCGCCCCAACUCUCGGUCGGCAUCAUCGUCCGCGUUCGCUGCGCCCUGGCUCUCGGUCCUUCACGCGCGCGCCCUUGACCCCCGCCACCGCGCCCCCAUCCGCCACCGCGCCCCACCCCGCGCGAUCCCUACCCCUAGCCCCCGCUCGACGCGCCUUCGUCAAUCCCGUCUAGGAGCAGCUGGCGGCCGACACUACUCGCUUCGAUCGACGUGCAGUCCUUCAACGUCGAUCUGUUGUACGAGCCGUGGGAGGUCCUCGACGAAGACCGUCGCCCCUUCACCAUGUUCGCACCGCUGCUGCCGCCCCUUCACCAUGUUCUGGAACAGGUGCCUGUGCAUGCCGGACCCCGCCGCACCACUGCUGCCGCCCAAGAGGAUCAAUUCAGGUGACCUGUCCAGGUGCCCGUGGGACGAGCUGGUCUUUGAGGACGAGUCCGAGAGGGGCAGCAACGCGCUGCUCGCGCGGGCGUGGUCACCAGGGUGGCAGAACGCCGACAAGGCGCUGACGGCCUUCCUCAACGGCCCGCUGAUGGACCACUCCGUGAACCGCAAGAAGGCCGACAGCGCCAGCACGUCGCUGCUGUCCCCGUACCUGCACUUCGGCGAGCUCAGCGUCCGGAAGGUCUUCCACCAGGUCCGGAUGAAGCGCCUCAUGUGGAGCAACGACGACAACCACGCCGGCGAGGAGAGCUGCACCCUGUUCCUCUGCUCCAUCGGCCUGCGGGAGUACUUGAGGUACCUCACCUUCAACCACCCCUAUAGCCACGAGAAGCCCCUCCUGUCGCACCUCAGGUUCUUCCCCUGGGUCGUCAAUGAGGUGUACAUAAUUAAAGUGCUGGAAAACUCAGACUGGAUUUACAUCAUGCCUUGGGGACUGUACAAGGCUGUCACCUACGUCAAGGAGAAGUAUGACAAGCAUUUUCUAUGUGAUAUGCUGCUCCUGCUUCCUGGAGGCAGGGGUGUUUUCACCUGCCAACAAAAAAGUAGUGUCAUCACUUAUACAGUCAAAUUUCUUAAUGAAUACUUCUUCAGGUACAGGGAUGACCGGAAUGCAGCAGAAAUUUUCAGAGCUAAUGGUGAUAUAAUUGGACUUAAAUCACACUGUAAUAGUCAGGAGGAACCGACUAUGAUUGAAUCCUACAAUAACAAGAGAACAGUUGGUUGA